Messenger RNA from Meriones unguiculatus (Mongolian gerbil), 2747 nucleotides. It is a transcript of the gene Sh2d4b, whose product is annotated as SH2 domain containing 4B. The record is from RefSeq and is a predicted model, not a curated record. The transcript has 8 exons. Lineage: Eukaryota; Metazoa; Chordata; Mammalia; Rodentia; Muridae. The coding region runs from base 153 to 1448 and encodes 431 amino acids. Gene Ontology annotation, cellular component: cytoplasm.
AAAGAUGCUAUACAAGGAAAGGACAUCUGGAGUGACCCCAAAGUGAGGAGCUAGGACAGAAGAUUGGCUCCAGUCACUAUCCCGGGCCAGGGAUCUGCCUGGCGCCGCAGUUCUGACCAGCUGCUCUUCGGUGUGUAUCCUUCCACAGCAUCAUGCUGCAGCAGAUCCUGCAUGACAUGUACAUCGACCCAGAGCUUCUGGCUGAGCUCAGUGAUGUGCAAAAACACAUCCUUUUCUACAAGAUGCGAGAGGAGCAGCUUCGGCGUUGGAGGGAGCGGGAGGCAUGGGACACCCUGGCUCAGGCAGAAGGCCUCAGGCCCUCGAAGGUCAAGCGAGCGAGCAACAAACAUAUCCAGUGGCUGCUGGGAGAAGAUGGCGAGGUCUGGGUGUGGGUCAUGGGUGAAGGCCCCGGAGACAAGCCCUACGAAGAGAUCUCUGAGGAGCUGAUUGCAGAGAGAGCACGGCUCCAAGCACAGAGAGAGGCUGAGGAGCUCUGGAGACAAAAGGAAGCAGAGAUCACCAAGAAGUUCCGGGAUGCCUUAGCCAAUGAGAAAGCUCGGAUCUUGGCAGAGAAGUGGAAAGUGGAGAUGGAGGACCGCAAGGCUGCCAAAAUCCUAGAGGAACGCAUCCAUGAGGAAUUCAAGAGGAAAGAGGAAGAAGAGAGGAGGCGAGGAGAAGAACAGAUUCGCCUCCAAGAGGAGCAGAGAGCAAAGGAACUCUAUUGGACCCUGAAGCAGGCCCAGCUGCACUGUCAAGCCAGUGAGAAAGAGGAGCGUGAGUGGGAAGAACAGUUACGCAGAUCCAAGGCAGCUGAUGAAGAGAGGAGCCGUCGUGCUCAGCGAGCCCGAGAUGAGUACCGGCGCCACUCACUCCGAGCCAUCCAGAAGGGCACUGUUGCUGGCUUAAGCACCAUGUUCCAAGAACUUGGCCAGAACCAUGAGCAGGAGACAAGACUCUAUCACCAGCUUCCUGGCAGCAGUCCACCAUCACCCCUCACAGGACCUGACAGGACCUGGGAGCGUCCUUUGCGUCCACUCUCCAGAGAAGUCAUUGUGCGCUGGUUCAAGGAGGAACAGCUCCCUCGCCGAGCUGGCUUUGAGAGGAAUACCAAGUCCAUCGCCCCCUGGUUUCAUGGAAUUAUUAGUCGAGAGAGUGCAGAAGACCUUCUGGAGAAUAUGACAGAGGGAGCUUUUUUGGUCCGGGUCAGUGAGAAGAUUUGGGGUUACACCCUGUCCUACCGCCUGCAGAAAGGAUUCAAGCACUUUCUUGUGGAUGCUUCUGGGGACUUCUACAGCUUUCUGGGAGUGGACCCUAAUCGCCAUGCCACCCUCACAGACCUCAUUGAUUUCCACAAGGAGGAAAUCAUCACGGUUUCAGGUGGAGAGUUGCUGCAGGAACCCUGUGGACAGAGGGAUAGCCCACCAGACUAUCACCUGUUGUUUGAAUGAUUUGUUUUCCUCCUCUUCAAACUCCUUCGAAUAUUUUGAUUUUGAACUGAGCUUAAGAAUGUCCCAAUUCAAACCUCAUGGUCUUCUGGAUGACCAGCAUUUAUUCUGAUGAACAACUACAUUAGUGAGUCUCCAGAAUGUGACCUACGAAAUGUGACUGCAUUUGUGAGACUGAUCCAAUUCUCAAGACAGAAACCCCAAAUAACAACACUCCUGGAGGCCUGUCUAUCAUAACUGUGCUAAGCUGAACUCCUAGAGAGAAUGGAUCACAUUUUAGUAACCCAAAGCAAUUCCAGUGCCGAACCUUACAUUUAACAUAGGUCCAACACUCAGUAAAUAUUUGUUGAGUGAAUGCCCUUCUGAAAAACUCCCAACACCAAUGUGCAAUGGUUUCUAGCAAAUUAUUUUUAUACCAUUUCAUAAAGUCUCAGAGAUAACAGAUACAGGCUUGUUACCUACUUCCAUGGAAGACAAAAAUGUUGUAUCUUUCUUAGUGUUCAUGGGCUUGUUGGUACCAUCAUGGGCAUUACCUAACCUUUCUAAGCUCAGCUUUCAGAAUGGGUGAUUGGCUUUGUGUUGUCUUCUUUCUUUAACUACUUUUACCUCUCUCUUCCACCUUACCUCACAUCUUGGCUCUGGAUUUGCACUACUAAGGUAAUGAUUCCAUGUUCAUGUGUACAGGUCUGGGAUGGAUUAUAAAUCCAAGGAUGGAGUUUAGAUACUUGAUGAGGCCUUUGCUGUCUGGAAUACUCUCUGUGUGCUCUCUACUUAAAGGCUUAGCUCUGUUGUCAUUUUAAUUUUUCUGUCUCCUUAAUCUGAGCAUGUUGUUCAUAUUAAUGAGACUAACCUCCCAGUAACUCAGAAGCUCUCAAGUAUGAUCUCUAAUUUGAGCAUAAUCAUGUUGUUCCCUUAUGGACACAGACAAGGAGAUAGCAGAUGUGACAGCAAGAUUGCAGGUUCUGAAAUCUGGAAGGCUUCAGUUCCAAUCCACACCCUGAAAAUUUCUGACAUUCUAAUCCUUACAACACUGGGUACAUAUAAAAGGAUGAAUGAACUCUGGAAACAUUAGGAAACUAUACUAUUUGCCUUGAGAGUUGUAUCAUAGGAGAAAAAGACAUUUUUAUUCUCUACUCAAGCUCUUGGCUCUUUUGUUUCUUGCAUCCUUGGCUACGUGUGCCAUUGCUCACCCCCAUGGUUAUUAUUACAGCAAGUUUAGUGUGACUGACUCUGCUUCUACUUUUUCACCAUGUUUUUCAGCCUCGUGUUUUUAUAUGCCAAUGGUACUUUGCCACACAUGGU